AUGCGUUCACAAGAAGAAUUUAAAGAAUUAACUUACAAAGGUUUUGUAACCCAAGAAUCUUUAAUUACGGAGUUAGAAAAAAAUUCCAUAGCCUUAAUGAUUGGAAGAUAUCUUACUUUGAUACAAACUGUGCCAAUUUCCAUCUCCAACGAUGAAAUCGAAAUCACUCCGGAUGACCUACCCUAUUCGUCUCCAUUAUUACUAUUUUCUGCUCCUGUUAUUUCCAAUUCCCACUUUUCCAAUAGCGAAUUUGAUAACCUAAAAAAAACAGUUCUUUCAGUUAUUGGAAGGUUAAAUAUUGGUGCAAAAAAAAUGCUACAUAUCAUAGCCACAGACAUCGAAUGGAACUAUGUCGGUAAUGAACAAAUCUCUGAUAAUUUGAAUAAAGAAAAAGCAAAAGCUCAAGGUGAUAUCAAUAACUAUCUCGAAGGUAUUAAAGAAAAGUAUGCCAAGUUAAAUUCUUUCCCCUCAAGAAAAAGACAAUGCACAAAUUUCCCACCUCCUUCUCCCUCAAAAACACAGAAGACUGAACCUCAAAACAAUAAUUCAAAUCCUCAAAACAAUAAAUCUCCAACUGAUAAUUUUUUACAUGCC
This is a messenger RNA of Dentiscutata heterogama, 594 nucleotides long. NCBI's taxonomy places the organism in Eukaryota, Fungi, Glomeromycota, Glomeromycetes, Diversisporales, Gigasporaceae. The record is from the annotation of a GenBank genome assembly.